Messenger RNA from Penicillium macrosclerotiorum, 1908 nucleotides. Its product is annotated as TFIIH subunit TFB1 family protein. The transcript has 2 exons. Lineage: Eukaryota; Fungi; Ascomycota; Eurotiomycetes; Eurotiales; Aspergillaceae. The coding region runs from base 1 to 1908 and encodes 635 amino acids. Gene Ontology annotation, biological process: transcription by RNA polymerase II; nucleotide-excision repair; transcription by RNA polymerase I. The record is from RefSeq and is a predicted model, not a curated record. Gene Ontology annotation, cellular component: transcription factor TFIIH holo complex; transcription factor TFIIH core complex.
AUGGCACCUCCGAGCGGCGCAGCCUCGUACAAGAAGAAAGACGGCACCUUGACCGUAAGCGAUGACGAGCAAACGCUUACCUGGACGCCAGCUGCCGCUGGCGCUGCCGGUCUCACAAUCACCGUGGCCAGCAUUACAAAUCUACAACAGACCCCCGCUACGAGUGCGAAAGUGAUGCUCAAAAUCUUUGCAGUCGCUUCGAACGUCUCGCCUAAUACCUCGCCGGAUGCAUAUGUGUUCCUAUUCACCGCCGCGACGGGUGCCCGCGCCCAGGCCGAUGCCAUCAAAGAAGUCCUUAGUGCCCGGGUCAAUGCGCUGAAAAAUGGUACGCCUGUCGCAACCCCGACUCCAAGCGGGAGUGGAGGAGGCAUGUCUGCUGCCAUGGCCAUUGCGAAUGCCGUCUCUUCUGGAGCGUCGUCGAAGAAUCCGUGGGACGACGAUAACCGGCUAAAAGGGGACGUCGAGUUGCAGCAGUCGUUGCUGAAAGCUGAUUCCACGCUGCAGCGGAUGUUCAUGGACUCGCUCCAUACCAAGCCGGAGACAUUGACGGCGGCGCAGUUCAUGUCGCAGUUCUGGUCGACGCGGCUGCAUUUGCUGCGCGCGCACGCAAUCGAGCGGGCCCAGACCCGCGGCUCAUAUAAUGUUCUCUCGUCGCUGAAGCCACGCGUGGAAGAUAAUGUGACUAGGCUGAAUAUUAGCAAGGAGCAGAUCCAGCUGAUCUUUUCGCAGCACCCGUUGGUCAAGCGGGUAUAUGAUGAGAACGUGCCCAAGCUAAGCGAGCAGCAGUUCUGGUCACGGUUUUUCCAGAGUCGUUUGUUCAAAAAGCUGCGUGGCGAGCGAAUCUCCGAAGCAGAUGCCACCGAUGCCAUUUUGGAUAAAUAUUUGCGGGAGGAAAAUACAGAGGAAAGUCGCGAGGCUAAUGUUCCUCACUUUUUGGACCUUGCUGGAAAUGAAGGCCAUAACAGCCAGCGCCGUGGAAACCGGCCAGAUCUGGACAUGCGGCCAUCUGGUGUGGAUAAGGUGCCGAUCAUUCGCACGUUGAAUAACUUGAGUGAGAAGAUUAUGGCUAAUGUUGCGCCGGCUGAUGGCGACGUAACUGCCCCCAUCGGUAUGGAUGAGGAAGCCUGGCAGAAGCUGCAAUUACGAGAUCUCCGUGGCGACGAGGAGCAGUGUCGUAUCGCUCUCAACAUUCGGGACCAGGACCGAUUCUUCUCUCAGACGCAGGAUGACGAGCAGAACCGGGCAUUUGCACAGCAAGACCCGAGUCAGAUUCUUCACGCUCUUCAAACGGAAAUAACCGAAAGCCUUCCGCUCGGCGGCUCUGUACCCCUGCAAAAGCUCGUGGACCCCGCCGAUGACGAAGACGAAGAAAUGGAGGACGCACCCGCCAGCCGCCGGCCAGUUGGAUCAUCCGCUGCCCUGCACGAUGCAUUUGCCCAAAUUCUUGGCGCAGUGCGCGAGCAACGAGAUCAAAUGAACGACGGCACCGGGUCCGAAACGCAGGGUCUCUCAGCCAGCCUGUACGACCGGCUUACGCUCACCCACGCCACGUCAACCGAAUUUCUGCACCAAUUCUGGCAAGCCUACCUCUCCGGCAACCCCGAACGUGCUGGCGAAGUCCAGUCAUUAUCCGAGUCCCUGCAGCGCGCUAUCGACCGGAUCAACGCUGUCGCGAAUGAUGCCGAAGCCGAGCGUCAGGUCGAAGUCGACCGGCUCAAGCAGCAAGCCCGUGACGCCUAUGAGCGCACGGGGCGCAAGUACAAGUUAAACCUGAGCACCAUCGAGGGUGGCGAGAAAGUGGUCACGCAACUGCUGGGCCCGACGUUGCAUGCGUUGCGGCUCGCGCUAGACCAAUAUAAAACGGCCUUGGAGGCGGAGACUAGAGAGGCUGCUGCUCUGGCCGUAUAG